Messenger RNA from Pseudogymnoascus verrucosus, 6685 nucleotides. RefSeq lists its product as uncharacterized. Lineage: Eukaryota; Fungi; Ascomycota; Leotiomycetes; Thelebolales; Thelebolaceae. Gene Ontology annotation, molecular function: ATP binding; ATP hydrolysis activity. Bases 2902 to 6576 code for a protein of 1224 amino acids. The transcript is spliced from 7 exons. The record is from RefSeq and is a predicted model, not a curated record.
AAGACAUAAUGUUUACACUAAUCCUACUAAAAUUACCUAUUCUUAAAGAAAUAUCUUACAUCGGCUGCGAUUCCCCCAGCUGCCGUUCGAGCCUCGAUUUGCUAGGCACCAUGUUUGCUCGAGCCAAAGACUCUAUAGACAAAACCAAUUCAUCCGGAAAUGGCUGCCGGAUGUAAGUAGUCCUGUUCGAGCUCGUAAGAAGAAUCUUGACUCCGGCCUGUGUUUUCUUCUCCGCCGAAAUCCUCAACAGCUUCUCAACAACAAAGCCAAUAUCGUGCUCAAACUCCUCCCUCUCAUAGUACCCCACGCCAUCAAUCACGCAGAACAGCACGACCGACUGUGGCAGCUUCCCAACAAGCCACUGGAAGAGCCUGCACAGCUCGUCGAUGUCGCCCAGCUGGAUGAGGUGCUCGUCCAGCUUCUCGCUCGCAAACGACCGCGUGUCGAAGUCGAAUUGGCACAGCAGCUGGCAGAUGAAGUUCUGGAUCACCGCGCGGCCACCGGUGUGCCUAUCCAUGUCGGGAUCCGUAUGCAGACCGCAAAAGAAUAUGAGGGGGAUGAAACGUGGAGCCCUGGCCUCGAGGGACUGCGCGAAGGAAGAGCAGAAGAGCGAGAGCCCGGAGACGUAGCGUUGGCCGUCGUACUCGCCGUGUAUGAGCAGCUGGGAGGAUGUACCGGCCACGACCCAGUCUUUGAACUGGGUUGAGCGGAUGAGCUGCUCGGCCUGGGCUUGCUCGUUGAGAGGCACCCUCAUUUGCCACCUUUCGUUGAUGAGCUUCCGGUCUUCACUUGCGGCGUCGGGAACGUCGAUCCAAUCGAGAAGUUCUUGCGGUCCUAUAAAUUGCUCUGGCUCCACGGUACUGUCAUAUGGCGGAGGGUUUGGCGAAGCUGGGCGCGAGAGUGUGGAAAUAAUGCCGAGAUAAACAGCUCGAUCUUCAUAGGCACGCCUUGAGUGUCAGCCUUUCCUUUCCUGCAAAUAAAUAAGAUAACUUGGUUAAUCUCACCUUCCCUGUUGGUUUUUUGGGUGGCCGCCAGUUCCUCUCUGGUAGCGUUUAGUUGGUCUAGUAAAGGGUCCAGCACUGACAGGAACAUGUCCUUGAUAUGACCCGUUUCUUUGUUGAAAUUCAGUUGUAAGCUUCUGAACACGACGUUGUAGGGGGUGGAUUAGAGCUGAAGAAGGGUAUUUUCUUCACUCACCUUUGAACACCGCCUGGAAUCCUUGCCUAACCAUCCACUUCUCUGAAUUAUUCGCCUGGCUAUUAAGCAGGUUGCUCUUAGACUGAACUGUUUCCAGCGUGUCAAGGGCCUCUUUCUCAUAGUCGCCCCUCUUGAGGAUGGAGCCACCUAUUCGUUUUACUAACGAAUAUCAGUAAUGGUGCGCUGAGCAAUACGAAGAGAAAGAAACAAGCAGAACUAACGAAUAGACUGGAUGAGAAACCCAAUGACAGACUCAAUCGCGGCGAAUGCGGCCACAAUUAGAUCGAUCGAGGCUUCGUCGAUAUUAUCAUCGUCUGGAAAAGUCUGGAGGAAAAGCUCAAUAUCCUGAAACUUCAUAUCAAUAUUAUCGAAUGCGCCGUCCAUGGCCUUUCUGACUUCCGCGGCUUUCUUGACUGCCUAAACUCGAACAAUUAUCAGUGAGCACAGGUUCUCUAGGCAUCGAACUUUCCGAAGAGAGCAGGGUUACCUCUAGAACAAUCUGGAUAGAUCCCACGACCGGUGUUACGAACAAACAGCCCGUCUCUGGCACAAGCUUGGUUACGUCUAGGAGAACGGGAGCGCCAAAAUCAGCUAUUGAGCGAUAUACCCUUCUGAAAGUGCCUUUUAUGCCCUUCUUCUGGAAAUAGCAUUGCUUAGCCUCUUGCAAUGUAUCAAAAACGGCGGUCCAAUCUUUCUUGUCCCGGAUGCUAUAUCCCGCCUCAGCCCGGCCGCUCGGCUCCUUUGCAGCGUCCGGGCCCGCCGUGAACUUGUUCAUAGCACGGACAAAGAGGGAGUCCCAAAAUUUCAAGGCCUUAGCAGGUUCUGCGCGUGGUCUUGGAAUAAGUUGGACAUCGUCUGCUUGCGGCGUGGUGGAAGGCUGCUGCUGCUUCUUCUGCUGUUGCGACUGCAUAGUGGUGUCCGGCCGCGGUGUGAGCACUGGCAUGAAGCUGCCACGGGCCGGGUCGUAGCGGGCGGGAGGCGUUGAAAAUGCGGGGUGAUACUUGUCGAGGCGAUUGUCAAUGAAGUCGACUGCUAAGGACUGUAGUUGCAGGUCUGGUAUGUCCAGUUUAGAUGGCUCCAUCUGAGUGAUGGGCAAUCACUCGCAUCCGGGCGCGGAAUGGCGAGGGGAUUUUCUACAAGGCUGUGCGAAUUCCCUCAUCGAUGAUGGCGGGGGAACUGGAGGCUGAAAGAUGCUGUUUAGCCCAAUUGCUAACCAACACGUCGCGGGACGCAACCAACCUUAGAUAGCCUUGCUCUCUGCUAAAUUGGGGCCGGUUUCUUCGGAUUUUUGCGCCGGAGCUGAAUGGCUACAGCAUCCACGGCGACUGCAGCAUGCACAGUGCUUCACACACGGCUUACUACAUACUAGGCGCCACGCAGCCUUGUCAAUUGGACAAGGACCCUAGUCGUCUCCAGCCGCAGUCUACGGAUUUGAGGGGUCUGCAUGAUUGUGAAUCCUUAGAUGGCACCCUCUUUCCCCCAGUUGCUAUCUUCCCGAGGGAAUGCGGAGCAGCCCUUUCCUCCCAAACUUCAUAAAUAGCUGCUUUCCAAAACCUAUCUGCAUUUUUCGAUCUGUUCUUGCCAAAGUACCGAACAGUCGCCCAGCUGCUCUGUCUAGCUUGUCAGACAUUGGCAUCUUCUCUUGAGUCUACCGUUCUUCAUGUUAAAAUACUAGAGCUGAGAAUUGUUUAAACUGAAAGUGCUAUGGCAGCGCCCCACGACACGGCUGACGCUCUCCUGUCCCUAGCUCCAACAGCCCCAUCGAAUGAUGACGAAGGAGCUUUGGGCAUGACGGUCUCAGAUGAGCCUAGUAAGAGCUUGAACGGCCCUUCACAUUCACCCACGAGCGAUAAAGUCAAAGAUCAAGUUGUGGCCGUCAGUCAAGAACUAGGACUGGCGCCUAAUGUCUCUAACAACAGCCAAUCUGUCAGCAAAGAUAACGAGGGAGAAGACAAGGAAGCCAAUGAAGCUCAUGAGCAGCUAAGGACAUCUGCCCCUCCUUUACUUCUUGAGAUUCGAGCUUUGCAAGAGAGACUGUUCCAGCUAGAACAGCAGGCGAGCCGUCAGCCAAACACCCACGAUCCGGAUAUUGCGGCAGGUGCAGAUACAGGUGCAGAUGUAGAUGGGGAAAUUGAGGGCGAGGAGGAUAAACGGCUCCGAAAAGUCAUAAGGAGAGCUCGCUGGGCUAAGAAGUCAGUGGAAGCAGCCGAAAAAAAAGCUGGGGAAACCGAGAAGGACAGGGCCGAUUAUGCAUACGAAGGCUCGUUCUUAGCCAAAGAACCCACCUUGUACCAGGUGCCAAAUAAAGAUGGGGAUGCGCCUCCCGAUUUUGCGACUCGUAACGAGUAUAGGUUCUGGACCACUGACAACAAAUUAAAUAGGCCGGCACGUGCGAUCCGUCCACUAACAUCACUUCAACCUAUAUACUCUCGCAAACUCGGUCCGCCUACCCAGUGGGAUACUUCUGACAGCGAAGAGUGGAGUGAUGGCUCAACUCGCUCAAGAGACUUCGACUACUUCCGUGCAAGAUUGCGGGGUGACUUCGAAUGGGAGCUCGACCGCCUUCAUGCCCAGAGAAAAAGAUAUGUAAAUCAUAAGGAAAAAAAGAAAGCCGCAGAGGAGCGAGAGAAGCAAGAACAAGAAGAGAAACUUGGACAAGAGAAACUAGCCGAAGCCGGUGCUGUUGUCGGAGACCCACCUACCCAACAAGCUGCACAGUGGGCCGUAGCAAAGCUACACCCUGUUAACUGGGAGAUAUUCAAAGCUCUUCGAUAUGUGUCAGAAGCGUCGUGCUUUGCUAUCGAUAUUCUCAUCGAGGAGCCCAAGAUUUCGGACAAAACUGGGGGAAGACACUCGAAGCCGAACCCCCUAAGCGCCGAUGUCCAGCACCAGCAGACAUCUGGAACAGGUCCUGCGGGAGAACUAGAUGGGCAAGGUCUUCUACCCGAACGCAUAAGAAUCCACUCAAGGCAUCUCAUCAUGAUUCUUGCCCGUAUUCAUGGCUCCAAAUUGGUUUCUGAAGUGGAUUAUAAAAACACGUCGCUUGUCUUGCUCCGACCCUUCAGGCUGCUAAGCUAUUACGACGAGCAAAUACGCGACUGGCACUCCAAGUUGGUAGAUGAAAAUAGUGCACCGAAGUCCGGCAUUGAAGGCUCAAACACCAAUGUUAAUAAAACCGAAAGUUCAGCGGAGAUUCCAAAGCUCGAUGCAGAUCCGAAGGAUACUGAUCAGCCAUCUGAUUCACAACCUAAGAAAGAGCCCACGGUCGAAGACCCACAAGGCUUGAGUACAUCUACUACGGCAUUGGAGCAUAUUCCUUGCCUAUUGGAGUUUAUGGAUACAUAUAUCACCCGGAAGCGAGCAUACUUAAACAGCCCGACCUGUAACAACAUCGCCUUCUCGGAUAUCUGGCACCUUUUCAAACCUGGCGACUUCGUCAUCUCCAACGAUCGCAAACAGGCCUACCGAGUGAUCAAUGUUCACUCCCCCCCACAUAAGGGAACUGAUCGUUGGUCUUAUGUCUAUAACAGCGAGAAAGACAACGAGAAAUCUCGUGCUCAGUCAGACAUCUCAAUCGACUGCGUCUACAUUCACUACGACGGCAAGAAAUUCGGACCAGUCUUGAAGAAAUUCAAGAUUAGAAGGUUCGACGGUGAAAGAUUGGUCACUACGCUCGACAUCUAUCCCUUUCGCUUUCAUACUUCCAGUGGCCUGCGAGGCCCCGCCGUUAAAUCUAAGCAACAAGGCAGCGAUGGGGAAGAAGUCAUGGAGACUUCGAUUGCUCAACUGAGGAAGAAACUCAUUGAACGAGGAGAAAUGUUUGUUGAGGUUGCCGGAGUCAAGCACAUGUAUUACACCGGCCUAACUGUCGAUGAACCCCGGGAUGAAGUCGAGAGUCAGGUCGUAAUCGACUUUGAGGAAGCGUUUGCGUCUGAAAACAGCCGAGAGUGGCGUCCAAAUAUAACGGCCAUCGUAGGUUUCGCCCACAAUCCGGAAGAAGACAGCGAGGAAAUCCUAGGUUGCGAGGCAGACUGCUGCUGGCGUGAAAAUGUCCAUGACGACAGCUAUGUUGAACGUGAGCGCUCUGAGAAGUUUACCAACGACCUAAUAGCCGAAAUGCAGAACGGUCCGCAAGGUAGCUUGCCGUCGGCGACAAUCUAUCCCCGGACCCUGGAAGAAUCUAAGACCAAGAUGAAUAAGUUCACAGAAGAUGAGCUGAUCAUCAUGUCUCAUAAAGUCUUCGGAUUUGUUUUGCGCGAUCGCACUUGGGCACAUCUGGAUCUGACGCAUCUUGAACAUAUCGAUAACCAAGAAGGCGAAGAUGAUAUCGAUGCGGAGGAUGAAGAUUCGGAUGGGGAGUCAGGGGACAAGUCCGCAUUUGGUCGACUUGUGCUUCCCCGUGGCCACAAGAAGAUGGUUCUUUCCCUAAUCGCCCAACACUUUCGAAAUAAGGGUCAGCAAGAUGAGCAGGCUGAUAUUGUCCGCGGCAAAGGGAAGGGUUUAAUCAUCCUCCUCCACGGGGCGCCAGGAGUGGGAAAGACGACUACAGCUGAGGGUGUUGCUGAGAGAUUCAAGAAGCCGCUAUUUCAAAUCACCUGUGGUGACCUUGGAUCGAAUGCUAAGGAAGUAGAGACUGCGUUGCAAACUAAUUUCGCCCUUGCCAACAGAUGGGGCUGCAUUCUUCUUCUCGACGAGGCGGAUGUGUUCCUUGCUGAGCGCCGACGGGAGGAUUUCAAGCGAAAUGGACUUGUCGCAGUCUUCCUCCGAGUGCUGGAAUACUAUGCAGGAAUUCUGUUCUUGACCACUAAUAGAAUUGGCGAUUUCGACGAAGCUUUUGCUUCCCGUAUUCACAUGAGCCUCCACUAUCCAGCGUUGGGCAAGAUCGAGACGAUCAAAGUCUUCAAGCUGAACCUAGGCAUGAUUAGAGACAGGUUCGAAGGCAAGCGAAAGAUCAAGAUUGAGGAAGACGAGAUUAUCGAAGAUAUCGGUGAAUACUUCAUGAAGAACAAGGGGGCACGGUGGAAUGGACGGCAGAUCCGGAAUGCGUGCCAGACAGCUCUUGCGCUCGCCGAGUUCGAGGCCCAGCCGCUCGGCAAGAAGUACGACCUCAAGAAGACCGAGUCGACCACACAGGUGAAGCUCAAGGCCGAGCAUCUGAAAAUCGUCUCCGACGCGUACCUCGAAUUCAUCCAGUACCUCAAGGUCGUUCACGGCACCGACGCCGACACCCACGCUAAAGAGUCGGGCACUCGCGCGCUCGAGACCGUCAUCGCAGCCAUCAAAGCCAGCAAAGGCAUAGCCACAAGUAAAGAUGAGGAGGAAGAGGAGAAACCGCUAAGCAAGUUCAGGCUACAGGGGUCGCGGAGUUCCUCGGGGUGAUCGAAGGAGCAAGAUGAAUAAUCGUGGCUAUAGGGAUUCUUGAGAAGAAAUUGGAUGGUAUAGUUAGUGAACAUCUGAGUCUAUUUGCUAUUACAGUAGGAAUAUAAUA